AUGUUUCAAAAUCCAUUAAGUGAGAGUAAAGUUCCAAAUAAUCUAUUACAGUUUCAAACUCUAAUAACUUGUGAUUACUUUCACGAAAUUUUAAACGAAGAGCUUAUUCUAGUUAAUGAUGAAAAUACACAACAUACUUUUUAUUAUAAUUAUCCUUCCAAUCCAUAUAUUCAUGCUAUUAGAAAGUUUGGUGGUAAAAAUUAUUCCCAAUCAUAUAAAAUUAUAUCUCUUGGACAAUAUCCUACAAAAGUAAUUUACACUAGAAAAGAAAAGGGAAUAAAUUAUAAAGUUCUGAAUAAUUAUCAAGUAGAAACAACAUUAAGUGGACUAACAGUUUUAUAUAAAACACAAUAUCAAUUUUCGCGUAAAAUUGCAAUUAAAUAUAUUAUUGAAUGGACAGAUGAAAAUGAUCAAAUAAAGUCAAGAUAUAGCUUGUCAUCAGCUGAGGUAGCAGAUUCUUUAUUUUUAAAAGAAAUUGCAGCACAAACUUUAACAAUUCUCAAAAAUAAUAAAUUUACCUCACCAUCUGAAGAAAUUAUAGUAACAAUUGAAGCUAUAGUUCUUAAAAUUAAUGGGGAAAUUGUAGAAUUACAUUUUUAUUCUAAUAAUAUAACUGAUUUUACACAACAUUUAGAUUCAAUCAUCCGUGCCUGUGAUGAAACAUUAAUUUCACGUGAUAGUUAUCGCAGGCUAGCCAAAGCAAUUCCAAAUUUAAUAAGAGAAUAUAUAAUUGAAAAACGCCGAAAUGAAAUUACAAAUAUAAUGAAUGCCCUUAUUCCAAUCAAAUUAUUUAAUAUUUAUAAUUUCCUAUUAACAACUUUAACAUCUCCUGUUUUAAAAGUUGGUAAUAAAAUUAAUAUAAAAUUAAGUGGAGAUGGAAGAAAUGUAGGAAGAAAGCAAAAGCAUGUGAUGCUUAUUAUGUGUAUUCUUAAUGAAGAAGAAGCUGUUUUGAAUCCCGCUCAUCAAUAUAGUAUUUGUUUAUAUAUAGGGAAAGAAUCUUAUGAUUUUUUAUCUAUUGUAUCAAUCAAAUUUUCACACGAACUUGAAAAAUUAAAAACUAAUAGAUAUAAAGAUUCAAAUAAUACAAUUUGGCCAGUUGAAUUAUUUUUUUUGGGUGAUUGGAAAUUUGUAGCAUUAGUUAUGGGAAUCAAUGCUGCAACAUCUAAUUACUUUUGCCUCUAUUGUAAUUGUCAUAAAGAUGAAAGAUAUAAUAUGGAUAAAGUAUGGUUAAACUCAAAAAAUAUGUGUGGAUAUAAAAAUAUGAUGCUUUUUCAAGAAAUAGAUCAAAGUAAUUGGAUUACAGAUGAAUUACAUCUUAUGUUGCGAAUUUCAGAUACAUCACUUAUGGGUCCCAAUAAGAAAAAGAUAUUAAAAGAUUUUCAGGUUAAACAUCUUUUUGAAGGACAACAAGCUAUAAGAGGACAAAAUAUUGAGCAUCUAUGGCCAUGUGCCUCAAUUUAUGCGAUAUCUAAAACAAAAGGAAUGGUAUUGCAGCACUUUUCAACAUCAAGUAUAGAAAAGAAAAAUCAUCAACAG
Messenger RNA from Funneliformis mosseae, 1536 nucleotides. The record is from the annotation of a GenBank genome assembly. Lineage: Eukaryota; Fungi; Glomeromycota; Glomeromycetes; Glomerales; Glomeraceae.